Molecule: messenger RNA, 2078 nt
Organism: Drosophila melanogaster (fruit fly)
Lineage: Eukaryota; Metazoa; Arthropoda; Insecta; Diptera; Drosophilidae
Gene: loopin-1
Product: loopin-1
Exons: 2
Coding region: 189-1769 (526 amino acids)
Biological process (GO): spermatid development; proteolysis
Cellular component (GO): major mitochondrial derivative; mitochondrion; cytoplasm
Molecular function (GO): manganese ion binding; metal ion binding
Source: RefSeq, marked reviewed
CGGUCCCAGGAAAAGUUCAGUUUACUUUAGCAUUUCGUACGGGUCACAGAUCAGCUGGCAAUAGAAAUACGAAACAAAAUUCUCAGUGUUAACAAAAAAAAUUUGUGAAAAAAUACGCGCGUGACCAAAUUUUAGAGUUACGUGGCUCGGAGGUGACCAACAAACGUAUUAAUAUUAUAGAAACAUUAAUGCCUUCGUACAAGAACAUGUCUUUGGUGCGCGCUGGCCUGCGUAUGGUGCGCCAAAAUCGUUCUGGACAAUCUGUGAUACCGUCAUAUCGCCGCUAUGCGACAUCCUGCAAGAGUCCCAAGGGUGUUGUGGUUGGUGUUUAUACCAAGGAUGGCGAUAAGCCAUCGAAAACCACCGCAAAUGCAGUGACCUUGGAUGAUGCUCUGGGUGGCAAGCUGUUGACCCUGAUCCGUGAACGUGGAAUGGACGGCACUCCCGGAAAGGGUCUGCUCUUCAGUGGCUUCGAGGGUGAAUACCAGGCGGUUGCCGUUGUCGGUGUUGGCAAACAGGGAGCAGCCUACAAUGAAAACGAGGAACUGGACGAGGGUAUGGAGAAUGUGCGAGUGGCAGCGGGCACUGGAGCCCGAGCCCUGCAGCUCCAGGGCAUGUAUGAGGUGCAUGUGGAUUCCAUGGACUAUCCGGAGCAGGCGGCCGAGGGAGCCGCGCUGGCCGUAUGGCGUUAUAAUGCCAACAAGAGGAAGAAGAACCGCAUUCAGACCCCCAAGCUCGAUAUGUAUGGCAAGGGUGAUCGGGAUGCCUGGGUGCGUGGUCUGUUCAAGGCGGAAUCCCAGAAUUUGGCCAGACGUUUGUCCGACACGCCUGCCAACAUGAUGACGCCCUCGAUAUUCGCACAGGCCGCCGUGGAUGCCUUGUGCCCAUGCGGCGUUUCCGUGGAGGUGCGCUCCAUGGACUGGAUCGAGGAUAUGAACCUCAAUUCCUUCCUAAUGAUCGCCAAGGGUUCGUGCGAACCACCUCUAUUGCUGGAGUGCAGCUACUGCGGCACCACGCCCGAGGAUCGUCCCGUUCUGCUGCUCGGCCAGGGUCUGACCUUCCACAGUGGUGGCUUGUGCCUGAAGCCCAAGACGGGUAUGGACCAGUACCGCGGCGCCAUGGCCGGAGCUGCUGUUUGUGUGGGUGUUCUUCGUGCCGCCGCCGCCCUUUCGCUCCCGCUGAACAUCACGGCCGUGAUGCCGCUCUGCGAGCACAUGCCCUCUGGAAUGGCCGUCAAGUGCGGCGAUGUGGUGACCCUGCUCAAUGGCACCACAAUGGGCAUCAAGAAUGUGGACAAGGCACCGGUGGUGCAGCUGGCCGAUCCGCUACUCUAUGCCCAGGCCACGUACAAGCCCAAACUGGUCAUCGAUAUCGGAACUGUGGCCAUGGGUGUUAACUAUGCCGUUGGCGGCGGUGCCAGUGGCUUGUGGACCACCUCGAAGUCUGUGUGGCAGAACUUCCGCAAGUCCGGCGGUCUGACUGGCGAUCGCGUCUGGCGUUUCCCCCUGUUCAAGUACUACAAACAGAUCGUGAACAAGAAUAUCACCUAUGAUCUGUGCAACACCGGUCGAGGACCUGCCAGUUCCUGCCUGGCGGCUGCAAUCCUUCACACCCUGGUUCCGUGCGCUGAAUGGGCCCAUCUGGACAUCCGUGGCACCGGCAUGACCACCACAAUCAACCCCAGGCCCUACCUACUCAAGGACUCGAUGACCGGACGCCCGACGCGCACUGUUAUCCAGUUCAUGUACCAGAUGGCCUGCUCCGGCUAGUAGAGUCCAUGCCAUGUAGACACACCUUCCUUGUGGGCCUCCAUGUUGGCCCAUGUAUUCGAUAUUUGAUGCUUUGGUACAGUGUUUGCACAGAAAAAACAUUCUGGUCUGGAGAAGCCAUCCUCGUAAAGGUUCACUUUAAUAUCGUUGGCAAUAAAUUGUAUAAAUUAUGAGAAUUUCAAGUUGGAACCAAAUUGUAUUGAUGUUUUUGCAAAAAUUAGCUAUUAGACAUAUUAUAUAAAUGCAUAGUACCAAAUUUAAGCAAAAUUGUAAAUCUAUUCGCCGAUUAAAAGUAUUCAAUCAAGCAAA